GAGCGAACAUGGCAGCAGUAUGAGGAGGCUGGCGCCGGCUCGUGGCCACAGCUGCCGCGCUGCAGCUCGGGAUCCCAGUCCGGCGCGCUCCGGGCCGCAUCCUUAGCCGGCCUCCCGGCGGCCGCGGGAUUAUUUCAUUCUGAGCGGAGGGCGGAGGAGAAAGAAGACUCCCCAGCGGAGCCGGUCCGUGCUCUGGCAGGGUGUAGACGUUUGUGUGUGCGACUCGCCGGCUGCGCAAUCGACGCGGGAGAGAGCCGGUCCCGGGCUGCGGCGGCGCGGCCGCGGGGAUGAGCCGGCCAUGGAGCGGCCUUGGCGGGGCGCACGCAGCGGGCUGGCGCUGCGGCGGGAGCGCCGCCUGAGCCGGGGCUCCGAGAGGCUUAGAAGCCUGCGGCGCCCUGAGGGGGUUCCUGCCGCCGCCUCCGGGAAGGACGCGAGCCACGCGUGGUGGACACUGCCGCAGUCACCGUACUGAGGCGCCCGGAACUUGCUCCGCCUGCAGCUCGGUGCGCUCUGGGCACCUGGGCGCCUUGCCCGGUGCACGGCGGCUGGCGCACAGCGGCUAGGUUGGCUGCAGGAGCCGGGUGCAGGACUGGCUAGAGGUGGGUGUGUGCGCUUGUUGGACUGGAGAUCCGAGUAGAAGCAGAACCAGGCGGCUCUGAGCAGCCAUGCUUCCCGGGGUGGGCGUGUUCGGCACCAGCCUCACGGCCCGUGUCAUCAUCCCGCUGUUAAAAGACGAGGGCUUUGCAGUGAAGGCGCUGUGGGGCCGCACGCAGGAAGAAGCGGAGGAGCUGGCCAAGGAGAUGAGUGUCCCCUUCUACACGAGCCGCAUUGACGAGGUGCUGCUGCAUCAGGACGUGGACUUGGUGUGCAUUAACCUGCCGCCGCCCCUCACCAGACAGAUCGCUGUCAAAACCCUGGGCAUCGGCAAGAACGUCAUCUGCGACCGCACGGCCACGCCGCUGGACGCCUUCCGCAUGACCUCCGCCGCCCACUACUACCCCAAACUCAUGAGCAUCAUGGGCAACGUGCUGCGCUUCCUGCCGGCCUUCGUGCGCAUGAAGCAGCUGAUCGAGGAGGGCUACGUGGGCGAGCCGCUGGUGUGCGAGGUGCAGGUGCACGGCGGCAGCCUGCUGGGCAAGAAGUACAACUGGAGUUGCGACGACCUGAUGGGCGGCGGCGGCCUGCACUCCGUGGGCACCUACAUCAUCGACCUGCUCACCUUCCUCACCGGCCAGAAGGCCGUCAAGGUCCACGGGCUGCUCAAGACCUUCGUGAAGCAGACGGACCACAUCAAGGGCAUCCGCCAGAUCACCAGCGACGACUUCUGCACCUUCCAGAUGGUGCUGGAGGGUGGGGUGUGCUGCACGGUCACCCUCAACUUCAACGUGCCCGGCGAGUUCAAGCAGGACGUCACCGUGGUGGGCUCCGCCGGGCGCCUGCUGGCCGUGGGCACCGACCUGUAUGGGCAGCGCAACAGCGCCCCAGAGCAGGAGCUGCUGGUGCAGGACGCCACGCCGGUGAGCAACUCCCUGCUGCCCGAGAAGGCCUUCAGCGACAUCCCCUCGCCCUACCUGCGCGGCACCAUCAAGAUGAUGCAGGCGGUGCGCCAGGCCUUCCAGGACCAGGACGACAGGCGCACGUGGGACGGGCGGCCCCUCACCAUGGCCGCCACCUUUGACGACUGCCUGUAUGCCUUGUGCGUGGUGGACACCAUCAAGAGGUCCAGCCAGACGGGCGAGUGGCAGAACAUUGCCAUCAUGACCGAGGAGCCAGAGCUGAGCCCCGCCUACCUGAUCAGCGAGGCCAUGCGCCGCAGCAGGAUGUCCCUCUACUGUUAGCACAGACUGGGGACCUCGGGGACUUGAGCCUUCUGCGGGGGAUGUCCACAGAGAGGGAAAGGUGACGGUGGCCAUGGGCAACGUGGGGAUCGGGGAGAUGGAGGGACAGUGUGAAUAAAUGGCAUCUGGGAAGGUAAACUCCAGCCCAAACCAGACUGCUGGUGGGCUGAGCCUGCAGCCUGGAAGCAUUCAGGAGGGCCUGCCAUUCCCGGGUUGACCCCUGCUGGGUAUUUGCACCAGAGUGGUUUGGUUUAGCUGCCUCUGCUGCGCUUUACUGUGACAAGCAAGGAGGGGUUGCUUCCCUCCCUACCUCAUCCACCCCUCACACACCUUGACCUCCUGUAAGCCAAGUGGGCCUGCAAGGUCAAGGCAACAGUAUCAGAUGCAAACUCAGUGCCCGGGACACCCACCACUGGCAGGAGAAGGCUCAUUUUCACAGUCUACAGAAGCCUGUUAGGCUGGGGUUGGGGGGUGGGAUAGGCUGUUGGGAAAGUUCAGAUUCCAGGAAGCUGCUAUUUGUUGAAUGUAAGGUAUCUGAGGGCAAAAGUACUUAGUAGCCAAGUGGCCAGCUUUUGACUGAUUGGGCUUCCUCAUAGGAAGCACUGAGAGUGUGUCUUCGCACUUGGUUCAUUGCCCUUCACCUGGUGGAGAGAGGUCAGAAAUAGCAAGCAGAAAGCAGGACUCCCUGAAGCCACAAGGAAAGAGCUCAGAUUGCACCAAAACAGGGGGAGCAGAGAAUAAAAUUGCUUCUUUGAUCUUGUCAACAAUUUAAAAACUGCAGAGUCACCUUAUAACUUUAUUUCCAGUAAAGGUGAAAUUGAGUGUCACAGGGAUUACUGAGGUGUUAAGGUAGCCCUGCCACAUGGCUCUCCAGGCAGUGCCAAGAAGCCAGCACAAGUAUGGGUUUGACCAUAAGCUCAAAUGCUGCCCCCAAAGACUGGGGACAGCUGUGUGCCUCAGUGUUGCAGUGUGAAUUCCCUAACAAGGUAAAGUAAGACUAGCCAGGGAGGUGUUCGGGGCUCCAUUACCCAUCUCGCCCACCAAGCUGGCAAGAGCUUUUAGGAGAUUCAUCCAGCUUUGUGGAAAAAGGAAGACUUCAGUUCCAAUCAGAAUCCUUUUUUCUUAAAAAAAAAAAAAAAAAAAAAAAAUUUUUUUUUCUUAGCUCCAGCAUUUGCUUUCAGGAUUCCGACACCAGAGAAUUUAGGGGUAGGUACUAAACUAAACAAAACAAAAGGACAACAAGGGACAUUAUUUCUCGUGUUUCUACGGGGCCAUACUUAGCAUUGAGAAGGCUAAUGGUGGAAAAAACAUGUUCUUCUAAUUGAUCUCCUGUGUCUCUUGUCUUUGCACACUCUGCUUACAGAGCUUUUGUUAGAGAUGCUGACUGCAGGCUGGAAGCAGGCAGUGCCAAAAGGGAACACAGACACACACAGACACACACACACACACACACACAGAGAGAGAUUUGUGAAUGCUUGCUACCAUCAAAUGUCACUGAAAUCAUUCUUAAAAAUUCAGAUCUGGUCUUGAAAGAAAGAUCAAGUCAAGCACAUUCAGAGAACAGGGAAUUAUCCUUUGUUAUCUUUGCUUAAUCCUUCACCCCACAUAAGACAUUUGUCAAGGGUGAACUUGGAAGCCAUUCCUCAUAAGUCUAUGUAGCCUUUGUUCACAGGCUCACUGAAGUCCAACAGGUGUCUUUACAUGCAGCUGAGGUUUAGAGUUCUUUUCAGAUAGCUGGCAUUAGAACUAGAAGGGAAUCUAAGAGGCCUGGAGUCCACCCCCAACCUUAGUAGGCAAAAUCUGAGAAUGAACAGCGCAAUCAGUUGCAUCCUUCAUUGUCCUCCAUAGGGUCAAAAUACUUUGAAGCCUGGCUACUCAUAGAUGCAAGUGUGGUGUGUCCAAACACCAGGGGAAUGUUGGGCAUUUUCUAGUACAGAGAAGUAUUGCCUUUCUGGAAAGAGUCACCCUGCUUCAUGGGACUUUGCUGCAGCACUGCAGGGUCGGUCAGCUGAAACUCCGUGCCUGGUUCAUUUGGUCCCUCACCUGUUGUUGACAGACUUCACGGUCAGCGCUCCUGCUCUUGCAGCUAUCAGUCCCAAACUGGAGAUUUACUGGAAUGGAAGCCUCCCCAUAAUAGUUUGAACAGACGGCCAUGUCAUGGACUGUUUUAGUUCUCGUUCUUCUAAAUUGCUCUCGGGGAAAGUAGUUUUUGUGGAAACAUUGGAAUUAUUAUUUUUUUUUCUAGCUAGCCUGAAGGGCUUUGAUUAGAGAUGAAGGGAAAGCAAAUGAAAUGACUCAAUGGGUUUCAUUUUUCUAAGUCAUUCGUAACCUAAAUAGGGAUAUUUCUGGAGUUUCAAUUGUAUGUUUCUGUACUAAAUCAUAAUACUUGGAAGAUCUUUUCCCAAGACUUGGGGUUUGGGAGAGAGGUCCCCACCAAGGCCUCUAAGCUCUGUAAUAAAUUUUUAGUAUCUAAAACAAAAAUUCUCAUUUGAGGCUGGGUAUAUAGAAAGAGCAUAUAUUCUU
Sapajus apella (tufted capuchin) is the source of this 4361-nucleotide messenger RNA. It is a transcript of the gene GFOD1, whose product is annotated as glucose-fructose oxidoreductase domain containing 1. The coding region runs from base 666 to 1838 and encodes 390 amino acids. The transcript is spliced from 2 exons. Gene Ontology annotation, molecular function: nucleotide binding. NCBI's taxonomy places the organism in Eukaryota, Metazoa, Chordata, Mammalia, Primates, Cebidae. The record is from RefSeq and is a predicted model, not a curated record.